CAGAGGUCGAUCUUGGGAAGUGCAUUCGUCUAUCCUGGAUUAUCGUAAUUAACUGAAGGCUUAAGAAAUGCAAAGACAUUGGGCAAUGCUCGGGGAAUUGUUUGUGUUUCAUUGACAAUGUUUCUGAAAAUAUCAAUAUAACGCAUUCAUAUUGCCCUUGAUUGCUAGCACAUUAGCCAGCUAGCUUCUGCGAGCCUGGACCAUACUGGUGACAAGAAAGGGCACCUUGCCGGACUUAAACAAUAAUUUGAUCUCCGGAAUUGAAUUUGCUACAAACAUGAAGUUCUCUCAGUUUUUGCUAAGGAGCAGUUCCAUCCCUAAACAAGCACUAGUGGAUAGAUUUUCCAAGUUCUCACCCUCGCCGCUGUCAAUGAAGCAAUUCAUAGAUUUUGGCUCAUCAAACGCCUGCGAGAAGACAUCUUUUGUCUUCCUGCGUCAGGAGCUUCCUGUCCGGCUGGCCAACAUAAUGAAGGAGAUCGACUUCCUCCCUGACAAGCUCCUCGGCACCCCUUCACUACAGCUUCUGCAGAGCUGGUAUGCAACAAGUCUGAUGGAGCUGGUGGGCUUCUUAGAAAAAGAUCCCGAUGAUGAGAAGGUCCUGAAGAAGUUUACUGGUACCCUGGUGAACAUCCGUAACCGCCACAACAGCGUGGUUCCGACCAUGGCCCAGGGUGUGGUGGAGUACAAGGACGCCUUUGGGUCUGACCCUGUGACCAAUCAGAACAUCCAGUACUUCCUGGACCGGUUCUACAUGAGCCGCAUCUCCACGCGAAUGCUCAUGAACCAGCACUCUCUGAUCUUUGAUGGCAGUGCCAACCCGGCCCAUCCCAAGCACAUCGGAACCAUCGACCCGGACUGUGAUGUGACCGAGGUAGUAAAAGAUGCCUUUGACAGUUCCAAGAUGCUUUGUGAGCAGUAUUACCUGACCUCGCCUGGGAUCGACAUCGCACAGGUCAACGCCAAAGACCCCAGCCAGCCUCUGCGCAUUGUCUACGUGCCCUCCCAUCUCUACCACAUGUUGUUUGAGCUCUUCAAGAAUGCAAUGAGGGCCACAGUAGAGACUCAUGAAAACUCCCUGCAUCUCCCUCCUGUUAAAGUCCGCGUCUCCCUGGGCAGUGAGGAUCUGACCAUCAAGAUAUCAGACCGAGGAGGAGGAGUGCCCCUGAGGAAGAUUGAGCGCCUGUUCAGCUACAUGUACUCUACUGCCCCAAGCCCCGCCCACCUGGACAACUCCCGCAACGCCCCGCUGGCCGGCUUUGGCUACGGUCUUCCCAUCUCUCGUCUCUACGCCAAAUACUUCCAGGGAGACCUGCAGCUCUACUCCAUGGAGGGGUACGGAACGUCCGCCGUCAUCUAUCUCAAGGCGUUGUCCUCUGAGUCAGUGGAAAGACUUCCGGUUUAUAACAAGUCUGCCAUAAGGCAUUACCAGACGAGCACCGAGGCAGAUGACUGGUGCAUGCCCAGCAAGGAACCCAAGAGACUGGGGAAACACGAACACAGGCGCUAGACUGGGAGCAAGAGACUGGGAGCCAGUUCUGACGUGGAAUGGCCGACGGAAGAAAGUGGAUGAAGGAAACAAGAAAAAGUGUAGUGUGACAAAGAGGAUGAGGUUGGCGGAAAGUAUGCGAAUGUGAUGAUUCAUAACCUCAAACUGAACCUACCCAGUUGUUCUCGACCGCAGUUGACGUGUGCGUGUGCGUGUGUGUAUUCUCCUCAAUGGAUAUUCUCAUUCAUUCAGGAGAAGUGGAAAAUACAUCACUCCGAGGCAUUUCAUUUUCCUGGGACCUACACAAAUGUUACCAUUAGAAACAGAGCAAUACACUAAUCAUUUACAUUUAGCAGAUGCUCAUAUCCACAGCUCAGCAUGUGGUGCUACUUAGCCUUAGUUAUUUAUGUAACUUAUUUUAACUUUAUUACACUGAAGCGGCACUAAAAAGCUACAGUUUGGCUUAAACAGUACACAUUUUAAUUUCCUAAGGGCUCAUUUAAAUUGAUCAAAUCACUGAAUCUGGUUUUACAACGAUAAGUUGCACUGACUUCUGUGAAUGUUCAUUUUUUGAAUCCAAAAAACUCCCCAUUAGCACCUGUGGCAUGCAGAUCUGGCUCUCAUAUAGUCUCAGACGGGAGUUAAGACCACAAUGUCGGUUGAUGGGUUUCCUGUGGCCACCGUUCUGCUACAGAAUCUCCUGUACGUUGGCCGAGUGGCUGCUCCAUACGGCUGGGCUCGGCGGGGGACAGAGUGGCCUCCGACUGGUCUCUGAACAACACGUUUUUGUCUUGAGCUUUUAAACCCGUUUAGUUUAAACUCGGGACAUUUUACCUUUCAGCAAUAAGGCACAUGGUGGUGUUUGCACAGUACUGUGCAAAAGUCCAAGGCACUUGAAAUUCUAAAAUAAGGCCAUUUAUUUGGGUAGUGUAUAUAUAUAUAUAUAUAUAUAUACACAUGAAUAUAAUGUUUGCACAGUACUUUAUAUCGCCAGUAUGUAUGUGCAUUUGUCAGCUAGGGGCUGUUCUCCGGCACAACGCCUCAUGAGGGGCCUGCACACAAUGCUUAGCCAUUAUACUGGCAAUAUACCACCAACCCCAGAGAUGCCUUAUUGCUGUUAUAAACUGGUUACCUACACAAUGAAAACAGUGGAACAUUUGAAUAUUUGAUGUUAUGCCUGUGGUAUAUGGCAGCUUAUACCAUAGCUUUCAGCCAAUCAGCAUUCAUGAUUAAAAAAAACUUGGCUUGUAAUUUGUUUUUUCUUUUUACCCCUUACGAAUAUGCGACAACCAUUAAGUUCAAACAAACUUUUGUAUACAAUGUUGUCCUAAUGGGAUGUUUUUAUAUUUUUCCCACCCCAUUAAACCGUUCUUAUUUUUUUCCACCCUGGAGUAAGGUAAGAUUAUAUUUGACCGGUGAAAACACAUGUUUUAAUUGGUGCAGUAAGUAAAUAAUUGUAUGUCCUGUUAUUCACCAAGGGAAAUCUAUUAUCACAAUCCACAGCAAUAAGCAAUCAUAUAAAAGACUAAAACAAUAACAUUUUACCCAAUAAUGGGCAACAAUUUUUUGUAACCAUUUAAUAUUAUAUGUGCAGUGAAACAAAUGUUUGUUGUUGUUAUUGAAUGAACAGUAAAGUGCCAAGUUCUAUUCUCAGAAAAAAAAAAAAUCUACAAGGGUUUUUAACAUUCACAGUAUUAGAUCAAACGUUCUCAGGAUUUUAAGCGUAUAUAAUAAUUUUUCCAUGGUAUUGCCAUAAGUGCUGAGCAAUGCCAUUAUACACUGGCCUCAGAGGAGCUGUCGAUCAGUGGAAGCUGUUGAUUGUGGGUGAAAACCUGAUUUGAGCUUGUUGCGGAGACGGUCAAAAUAAUCCUUUUGAUACAAGUGGAUUAUUCACUUACGCACACAGUGAUGGUGUUCUGGGCAGCCAUCUCUGUCAGAAUUUCAGCCUUUUCACUUCAAGGGAAUAACAGUAGUGAAUGGAUUGCUUCUUUUAAGCGUUGUUAGGGUUUUCAAAAUGUGUAUGGAGUCCUCCCUGUUUCAGUAUGCCAAAGCCAAACAAAUACAGUAUGUGCCUGAAACAUUUCAAUUUUACAGCUGUUGCAUGUAUGAUUGUCUACUAACUACAGUAUGAAUGCAUUCCUGUACAUGUUUGUUUUGUUGAUUAUGUCCGUCGUUUAUUUUUUUAUUAUGAACAGAACUUAUUUUAAGAUUUGUGAUUGUCAAAACUAUAGUUUCUUAUUUUAAAGAUUUCCUCAGCUUGUUAAAAAAUUAUCCUAAACCAGAGGGAAAGGCCCCCGCAAACAAAAAGCCCGGAAGGUCAGCAGGUUGUGUGAUGAUCUCUAGAACGUCCUCAGGACGUCCCGUGUUUCCUGGGGCUUUUCGCUAGACAGUCUAGUCACUAUCCAGAACAUGUGAAUAACCGAUAACUGCCAUCACUGACCACUUAAAACAUUUUAACAACAGUAAUAAUGCUGUCAAGACACCUGCUACUGUCGGACUGACCUCUGUUCUGACUUGAGAGUUCUAGACCAGACCCGUUUCUCAGCGAGCCCUGACCAAGCCUGCCAUCUAGGAGACCAGCUGUGCGUGCGUGCGUGCGUGCGCGUGUUAAACAAGUGUUCAACUAGUAAGAUACAGUGCAUUUAAGCUGUUCUGAAUGUCCUUAAGCUGUAAUGAAUGUCCUUCCUGAUCACAGUCUGUAUUGACCUGGCAUCUAGUUCUGUUACAGUAAACCGCUGUGUUUUAUUAAAUCUGCCUGUUAGACAGCAUGCCUCCCAGCACUCCCUGUCAGACUUGUCUGCAACAUCUAUAAUAAACACAAUUGGAAAUGUC
This is a messenger RNA of Esox lucius (northern pike), 4318 nucleotides long. RefSeq names its product pyruvate dehydrogenase kinase, isozyme 4 (gene pdk4). Lineage: Eukaryota; Metazoa; Chordata; Actinopteri; Esociformes; Esocidae. Bases 278 to 1507 code for a protein of 409 amino acids. Gene Ontology annotation, molecular function: pyruvate dehydrogenase (acetyl-transferring) kinase activity. The record is from RefSeq and is a predicted model, not a curated record. The transcript is spliced from 11 exons. Gene Ontology annotation, cellular component: mitochondrion. Gene Ontology annotation, biological process: regulation of glucose metabolic process; protein phosphorylation.